Molecule: messenger RNA, 1191 nt
Organism: Ostreococcus tauri
Lineage: Eukaryota; Viridiplantae; Chlorophyta; Mamiellophyceae; Mamiellales; Bathycoccaceae
Product: Thioredoxin-like fold
Exons: 1
Coding region: 1-1191 (396 amino acids)
Molecular function (GO): oxidoreductase activity
Source: RefSeq, a predicted model, not a curated record
AUGUCGCUCGUUUUCGCCCGCGCGCGCGCUGGACGCGCGUCGAUCGCGACCGACCGUGGGAUUCGCGGGCGCAUCGAACGCGCGAGCGCUCGAGCGCGCUCGAGACGCGCGACGAAGCGCUCGGUCGUCUCGCGCGAGAGCUCGGGCGCGGACGACCUCGCGCGCGCGCCGGCGCUCGUGGACGACGCCGCGGCGAGCGCGAGCGAGAGAAAACGAUCGACCAUGGUGGGGUCGAACUUACCGACGCCGACGCCUCUGGCGAGACCGCCGUUGAGCGCGAUGGGGGGUCUCGCGUCGGCGGGCGCGUUGGAGUCGUCGUACCUGGCGUUUCAAAAGCUCACCGGCGGCGAGGCGGCGUGUCCGCUGAGCGGAUGCCAGACGGCGCUGAAUAGUGGGUACGCCGAGCUUUUUGGGAUCCCGCUGUCGGCGUACGGCGCGGUGGCGUACGGAAUGGUGGCGGCGUUGGCGUUCGGCGCGGCGAAGACGCAGACGGAGCUCGUCGAGCGCGGCGACGAGAACAGAGACGCGGAGUUGGAGUCCAAGUACGGGAAGUCGCGCGUGCUACUCUUUUUCGCCUCCACGGGUUUGGCCGCCGUGUCGUCGUAUUUACUGUACGUUCUGGCGUUCAAGCUCGGCGGCGCAGAGUGUUUGUAUUGCCUUACGUCGGCGGCGAUCUCCUUCACGCUCUUCGGCAUCGGUUUCGCGGGCUUGAGUGGUAAAGAGAGCGCGAACGCGGCGCCGCCGGCGGUUGCUCUGUACAUUAUCACCGUGGCACUGAUGGGACUGGUGCUCACCGAGAGCCCGGACGCGAGCUCGACCGCCGGGCUCCGGUUGGCGUACGCUCCCCCGCAGCUGGAACAAAAGUCAACGGCGUACUCGCGUUCGCUCGCCAAGCACCUCGCGGAGACGGGCGCGAAAAUGUACGGUGCUUUUUGGUGCUCGCAUUGCAUCGAACAAAAGGAAACGUUCGGUGCUGGGGCGGAGAUUCCGUACGUCGAGUGCUUCCCGAACGGUUGGGAACGCGGCACCCCCGUCGCGGACGCGUGCUCCGCGGCAAACGUGGAGGGCUUCCCAACCUGGGUCAUCGACGGGAAGAAGUUAGAGGGCGAACAAACGCUGGAGAAGCUCGCUGAAUUGAGCGGUUUCCGUGGCGAAAACGACGCCGCGAGUAUGAUCGCGGACUUGUUCUAG